Messenger RNA from Lachancea sp. 'fantastica', 1140 nucleotides. The record is from the annotation of a GenBank genome assembly. Lineage: Eukaryota; Fungi; Ascomycota; Saccharomycetes; Saccharomycetales; Saccharomycetaceae.
AUGUGUGGUAUUGAAGUGUCUCAAAGUCUUUUAGCGCAUGCCAACAAGCCUCCUUGUGCUUUGCGUAUUGUGCGCGACAAGUAUAUUCUAUUGGGAACGUACGAUCUGGACAAAGAAAGUGGGUUGAGAACAGGCUCAAUCGAGAUCAGAGACCUUGAAUUGCGAUUGAUACAGCAAUAUAAUACUUAUGGAGCGAUUCUAGAUCUCAAAGUUUCCCCGUUUGACGAUACCCUGCUAGCAAGUGCACACUCGACAGGUAAUGUACAACUAUGGAAAAUUCAUAUGGACGACGAUGAUGUUUUCCAGAGGCUAGAUACGCUGGCCAAUUUGCAGGUUUUUGAGCCCACAGUGCUAGUCACUUCUUUGCAUUUUUCUCCCCUAGACCCCCGCUGCGUUGUUGUAACUGCUACCAGUGGAGAAACGAAGGCAUUGGACAUCCAACACUCUUCAACUACUUUCUCAGCGGAUGCAGUUGGCAGCGCUUACGAUAAAAUAGAGAAACAGCAGAUUCAGGUCCAGGACCAAACUGUGGCGACGACCAAUGUUCCAGGUAGGCUUUUUGAUCAUCGGCACGACCUGGAGGGCUGGAUAGCAGAAUUUGGUCAGCUUGCGCCGUUCGAGAACGUGCUGUUUACCGGAGGUGAUGACGCCACUAUUGCAGCUCACGACCUGCGUUCCGGGGCCAACAUAUGGACGAACUCAAGAAUCCAUGAAGCCGGAGUUGUGGCUAUCAAGACCAGUACCCCAACUUUCCGCGUCUCGAAGCCCACCAGCAUUGUCACCGGCUCUUAUGACGACCACAUACGAACACUCGAUUUGAGAAUGUUGGGAGAUAGCAUUUAUCCAGGCCACAACAUACCUUUGGCCAAGACAAAUAGCCUGAAUCUGGGUGGUGGAGUCUGGCGCUUUGUCGAGUCCCCACAGAACUCAAGAUCUAACCAUUUGAACAAGCUUCUCGUGUGCUGCAUGUACGACGGUGCCAAAAUCGUCACCGUAGGAGAAGAUGACGAGCUAAGUGUGGAGUGUUACAUGAAGAAGAACCACGAAUCUAUGUGCUACGGUGGUGAUUGGAGCACCGGUACGAUCGCUACGUGUUCAUUUUACGAUAAAGUUGUUCAGGUAUGGGAUGAAGCGUCUUGA